Molecule: messenger RNA, 5461 nt
Organism: Larimichthys crocea (large yellow croaker)
Lineage: Eukaryota; Metazoa; Chordata; Actinopteri; Sciaenidae
Gene: zbtb2b
Product: zinc finger and BTB domain containing 2b
Exons: 3
Coding region: 611-2200 (529 amino acids)
Biological process (GO): regulation of transcription by RNA polymerase II
Cellular component (GO): nucleus
Molecular function (GO): protein binding; DNA-binding transcription factor activity, RNA polymerase II-specific
Source: RefSeq, a predicted model, not a curated record
ACUUUCUUUAUAAUGUGUAAAAAAAAAAAAAAAAUCAGAUGCAAAUGUGACACAAAUGUUGGCAAAGCAAAAUGUUAUUUUCGUUAUUUCAGUGACACAGGGCGGGAGUCCGCGUUACAUUCACGGACACACUUUAUGUUUAACGUGUCGUUAACGGCAGAGCGGUUAACUGUCCGUGUCCGGAGAGUCAACAUGAUCCGUUUGGCUGUUUAACUUAAAAGUCGCCACCGGCUGUCAAACAGAAAAAAAAAAAAGCGGGGGUUGAUCUCACGGCGGUUACACAGUGCGGGAAAUUAACGUGAACUCAACCGCCCCUUUGCUCAACGGAUUUUUUACAACGGCUGUUUUUUUUUUUUUUUUUUUUGGCUGGUUUUUUACCCACAGUCAUGUGAUUGUAACGUAAAACCCCUAACCGGAAAACAGCGACGGACGACCCUCUCCGCCGCCAACGAAUGCUGCGUUUGCGAGGAACAGUACAAGCUGCUGCGAGCCCAGAGAGAGAGGACGGACGGACGGAGUCCUCCAACCCCCCGACACCCGGUAACAAACAAACAAACGGCGACAAGAACGGCAAACUCCACGGUUUUUUAAGCGGAGUGCAGGUUGAAGAAUGGAGUUGGCCAACCAUGGUCUUAUCCUGCUGCAGCAGCUUAACGCUCAGAGGGAGUUUGGCUUUCUGUGCGACUGCACUGUGGCUAUAGGAGAUGUCUUCUUCAAAGCCCACAAAGCUGUCCUCGCUGCCUUCUCCAACUACUUCAGAAUGCUCUUCAUCCACCAGGACAGUGACUGUGUGCGCCUAAAGGCUGCUGACAUACAGCCAGAUAUCUUCAGCUACCUCCUCAACUUGAUGUACACAGGCAAGCUUGCACCCCAGUUGAUCGACCCUGCACGGCUGGAGCAGGGGGUCCGAUUUCUUCAUGCCUAUCCACUCUUGCAGGAGGCCAGCCAGUCUGUGUAUUCACACCCUGAGCACAGCAUCAACCUUUCCACCUCCCUCUACGGCAUCCAGAUCUCUGACCAACAGGUAGCGCUUUCAGCCAGGGUGCCCGCUCGGCGGCAGCUUUCCUCACCAUUUGAUAUGGAGCAAAUCAGCUCAGAAGGGAAGUAUCCGUCCACGGCAGCUGCUACGGCUUCAUACGCAAAUUCCUUACCGUCCAAGCUUGCUUCCUCACCACUUGACAUGGAGGCCUCAACCAGUGGCACCAAGCCUACAGUUGAGGAGGUCGGAAUGGAUUUGCUGAGUGCAGAUGCCUCCUCAGCCAAUGCCAUCCUCCAUGUAAAACCCAGUAUCAUGAAGAGAAGUUCUUCCUUUAGGAAGCAUUACUCCUGCCAUCUGUGCAGGAGCCGAUUCACCCAGAGAAGCAUGUUGAGAGAGCAUCUCCUCCAACAUACCCAGGCUUUGCAGCAGGUGCCAGCUGAGACCAGCAAUGCACUCUCACCUGUCAUGCCUGGAGAGCAUAGCAUGCUAGAGGUAGAGGGGGUCAUUAAGGGAAGCAAGAUGGGGUCAAGUGCCUCAGCUUCUACUACAGCAGUAGAGAUAAUCAGUGACAGCGAGCAGACGCCUGUUUCAGGUACCAACUCGGACUCUCCCCGAGCAGAGGUCUCCACGUCCAGCUGGGGGUUAGGAGGAUUAAAUUCUCAGGCAGACACACCACCUCCGUCAGACAUUGCGGACAUCGACAACCUGGAGAGUGCCGACCUGGACAGGGAAGUGAAGCGGCGGAAGUAUGAGUGCUCCACCUGUGGGCGCAAGUUUAUUCAGAAGAGCCACUGGCGUGAACAUAUGUACAUCCACACGGGCAAGCCCUUCAAAUGCAGCGCUUGCGGCAAGAGCUUCUGCCGGGCCAACCAGGCAGCACGCCAUGUGUGCUUGAACCAGGGGGCGGACACCUACACCAUGGUGGACCGACAGAGCAUGGAGCUGUGUGCCGCAGGCGACGACAGUAGCCAGAUGGAUGCGAUGUUCUUGGGCUCGUCAAAGCCUUACAAGUGUAACAUUUGUGCGACCACCUUCUCCAGUCCCAAUGAGGUGAUCAAACACUUGUGCUUCACCCAGGGGGGAUUAGUGGGGCUGCAGGGAAACAGUGGUGCAGGGAUGCUGCUCCAGCGUGAAGAGUUUUCCAAAGAUGAAGGCUCUGAUUUGUCCAACUCUGGCACCCCACUGGAACCCAUAAAGACUGAGGAAAUCCUCGUAGAGUAGUGCCAAAGCUGUGUAUUUUGUCCUUUUUAACAUGUUUGUUUAUUUUCUAAAUUAUGGUUAAUAGGUAAGCUAAAGGUGAAGUUAGUCAGGGUAUGUAUGGUGGUGCUUCUCAAUCUACUAAAACUUUUUGGAGCAAUUUUUUUUUUUUUUUGGUACCUUAAUUUGGAAUUUGCUGGCCCUGAGUAUGACGCAAAGUAUAUUGAAUAGUAAAAUAAAUAGCCUAUAGCUCUCUGCAGUUUCACUCAAGGCUACGUUGAAUUACCAUUGAGGGAGAGGAAAUAACCAUUAACUUGUACCUCAUCUCAUCAUUUUAUUGUUGGUGUACAUUGGUAUUAGACUCCCACAUGUCAGGCUUUACCACACUGUAUAUUUUCUGAAGAGCUACCGUUGUGGUAAGGCUGCACAGGCGGACUUUGAGCGUAAAAAGGAAGAGGAAGCUGAGGCGGUUCCGGAGGAGACAGCAGGUUAUGAGAUGAGUUGGUUGUGUGCUUAGACAAAGAGGUUCAAACUACUAACAAUCCCUCUGGUGUUGUACAUGAGAGUUGUUUCUUCUUGAUAUUUUUACAUCAGGUAUAGAUUAUAAUUCCAGCUAAAAGCACACAAUAUAUUCAGACCUGAGACAAUCUGUGCUCUUUUUUUGAGUAGAUAUGCAGGAAAGUACACUUGUCUUCCAUUCAUGUGUUGGUUGACUCAGAAGAUUGAAUACCUUGAAAUGUAAUGACUAUUAUUUGCAUCCUUCUCACCAACCAUUUAGUUGUUUUACUCUGUGUUUUGUUGACUGUGCUAAGUGUGAUUAUGGUUCUUAUGUCAUUACACCAUAUUAAAGCACAAUUACUCUGCAUAAUAAGAGUUUGGCCACUGAAACUGGUCAAAACAAGCAAGGGUGGUCAUUGUGUUUACAGUUGAGCCACUUUUAUUCAUUUUCCCUUACAUUGUAUAACUCUAUGGUAAAGAAGAAACAUCUUCCAUUCAGAAACACUUUGAUGGGAGGCUGUCCUGUACAAUACUGCACAUCACGUCCUUUUAUAAUUUGUUUGAAUCUACGCCUAAAAACCCAUAAUUUUUGUUUGACAUACUUCUCUAAUUUUAUAUACAUUGCCAUAUUUACAAGAUUUAUAUUGCAAAGGUUGUAUGUACUGUAUGUUAAUAGAUAAAUGGAUUUCAUUUGGUUUAGCAAACGUUUAUAUAUUAGGGAUGGGCAUGAUGAAUUUAUCUUUUAACUUUUUCAAGAAAUAGGUUAAUAUUGUUUGGGAUUUUAAAAGUCCGGUGUGAAGGAUUUUUAAUUUUUAAUAUUUCUCCCCUUCCAAGCGUAUAGGACAAACUACGGUGUCUGAGAAACUCACAAAAAAUCCUCAUCUUGAGCCAGUGUGAAAAAAUAAUGGUGCAACAUGGCAGACUCUGUAGAAGAGGACUCGCUCUUUCUGUAGAUAUGAAAGACUCAUUCUAAGGUAACAAAAACAUAACAAUUCUUAAUUCCAGGUGAUUAUACACAAAUGAAAACUUACUUAAGAAUACUGAUUUCGUUUUUGCCAAUGGAUCCUCCUAAAUGUUGCACACUGGACCUUUAAGGUCUCUUCUCCGAUUUCUGACCGCUUUUUUCAUUUUGUGCAAAGAGAAACUUUGUCCAAAUCAGGAAAAGAAGCAGCAGUUCCAAGAGAAGUCGUUUAUCAAAAAACAGCGUGGGAAAGAAUAUGCAGGUAAACAUGGGGAAAUGUAUAUGAGGCAGAGAUAGUCGAGUUUGAAUGCAACAUCUCUCAGUCAUAUAAACUCGAGCAGGGAUGACGGCAUGACACAGAGUUACGCCUUAAUGAGAAGCUGUUUGCAUAAAAAAAUAAAUAAUAAGGUGAUAUCUCUAAAUACCCGACUGUCGGGAUACAUACAGUAUGUGUUAUAGGAAUAUAAAAUAUGCUAUUUAUUAUAAUAAGUGUUUGAGAUAAAAGAAGUGCAUUCUAUCAAACUACUGAUGACUGGAAAUUGUGAAGAAUCUUUACAGACAUGUUUGGCUAAGUGUAACAGUAGCACAAGUAGCAUAAUACAGGUUGUUCAGGAGCAAAAUUCUUACUACUUUUUUCUUAUAGAGAUGAAGUGUUUUGUAACAGUUUAGAAUAUUAAGAUGAAGGCAUUUUAGGGAGGUUUAGUGUUGUUAUUGUUCCUUAUAGUGGAAAAAAACAAUAAAAUUCUACAUUUUUAUGUUAUUGCUACAACUGUAUUUUUUCAACCUAUAAGGUUAGAAAAUCUCUGUGUCUUCCAACACAAGUUUUAGUAUCCUUGUAUGCUACCACCCAACACAGCACUGACAGCUAGUCACUCAAUUUAACAUUUCAGAAAACUUGUAAAAUAAUAAAUUUAAAGCAAACUUGUAAAACAUGAAACCUCAUUAAUUAUGUAUUGUUAUUAUGUAGUCUUAUGUUGGAUCUUUUGAGUUAUUUUAAUCAUUUUGUGGAAAUAUGAAACAUGCCCAUCCCUAGUAUGUUUAAUAUUUGUAGUUGUGUUUGUUUUCUUUUGAGCCAAUUUCACCCAGCCUGUGACAGUGAGGAUGAGGCCCAGUUCCAAUUUGGUUUAAGUGGAGGUUUUGUACUUAAAGUCACACUAUAUUGUGUAUUCUAAGUAUUGAAAGGCAGUCACUGCUUUGAUGCAAUGAGCCCAGUGUUUGACUAGAUGGAGCUGUUUCUCUUAUUUGUCUACUCAGGUCUAGUGAGGGCUGUCGGAUUCGAAGUUAUAUCUUUCAUAGUGUUUUUGUGGUGCGGUUGCUAAUGAUAUGACCAUCUUUGCCAUGAAUCUAUAUUCAAACACAUUUUUGUUCACAUAGAAAAACACACAUAUCUGUGAAUUUAAUCUUACAAAUGUUUAGUAUUGACUAACAGGGAAGGAUUUUUGUUUGUUUUGUUGAGGGAAUUGAAAUGCUGUACUACUGACAUUCAUUUCUCAGAGCUCAAUUGAUACACAGAAAUAUGCACACCUUCCUCACUUCAAGUCGUAAUUGUUCUUCUGCCACGCCAGUCUUGUAACUUAAUGGUUGUGUGCGUAUGUGUGAGUUUAAACAUCUCAGUAACUCAGGAAGGUGAGAAGUUUCGUUAUUCACAGUCCUUUCUUUCCUCCACAAAAAUCAUUAAUUUCCAUCCCAUGAUCUUACUCCCCAGUGCCCAUCUGACAUCUGCUGUGAUCGAUCUGUGUUCUCAGGAAUGUGAGUAAUUUUCUGUAUAAACAACCUUUUUUCAGUGGAGAAUGAACAAUAAAAACAUGUUUUUUUUUUGUUUUUUU